This is a messenger RNA of Pogona vitticeps (central bearded dragon), 3621 nucleotides long. It is a transcript of the gene S1PR1, whose product is annotated as sphingosine-1-phosphate receptor 1. Gene Ontology annotation, molecular function: sphingosine-1-phosphate receptor activity. Gene Ontology annotation, cellular component: membrane. Gene Ontology annotation, biological process: G protein-coupled receptor signaling pathway. The record is from RefSeq and is a predicted model, not a curated record. Lineage: Eukaryota; Metazoa; Chordata; Lepidosauria; Squamata; Agamidae.
UUUCGCGAGCGCCCGGCCGGCCGGCAGGGAGGAGGAGAAGAAGACAGGUGUUAACCCUUCCGCAGCCACGCCUGGCCAAGCCUUGCUGGCGCCCCCGCCCAGGCAGCCACACAAGCCGGGCCCGGGUCGAGAAAGUCGGAGGGCGGCCACGCACACAUUGCCCCCCCCUCCGGGUCGAAGGCGUCGCCUGGUUUUCCACUUCGCGCUCUUUGGCCAUUUCCCGCCCCCCUUCCUCGACCAUCCCCACGACCGACGCUGCACCAGGAGGCUGGUCAAGAGUGAAACUCGGAGCGACUUUUGAAGAGAACGAGGGAGAAGAGAGAGAGAGAGAGAGAGAGACUGGGGGGAAAGAGGCAACUGACUCCCAAGGGGUGGACAGAGAGAGGCCACUUUGCGAAAGGAAGCGUCUCCAAUGAACACUGCGGAGACAGCCCGGCUUUUGUGAGGCAAGUGGGGCUGCCGGGCGCGAUGUGAGGAGCAGGGGAGCCCGUCUGUCUCCUCCCGAAAGAGACUCGUCGCCCCGUGUGAACGAGGAUGUGGUUUCUGAGGUUACCUAGAACGUGCUAGAAAUUGGAGUCACAGAAAUCUGGACGGCGCAACAAGGGUGGUUGGGAAAAGUUUCUGCUCUACGUCGCCUCUUGGCAGCUGUCUGGAGAACUGCGGUCCACACUGGAACCAUGGACACCACCAGUGGCCCCCAUGUGAUGGCCACUAAUACAGUCAGCGAUUAUGUCAAUUAUGAAAUCAUCAUCAAGCAUUACAACUUCACUGGGAAGCUAAAUGAGAAAGGGGACCAUGGGAUCAAAGCCUCUUCUGUGGUCUUUAUCAUCAUUUGUUGCUUCAUCAUCCUGGAGAACAUAUUUGUCUUGCUCACUAUCUGGAAAACCAAGAAGUUCCACAGACCUAUGUAUUACUUCAUUGGCAACUUGGCACUCUCGGACUUACUGGCUGGGGUGGCUUACACAGCCAACCUCUUGCUGUCUGGACACAAAACCUACACCCUUACUCCUGCCCAGUGGUUUCUUAGGGAAGGGAGUAUGUUUGUGGCACUGUCUGCUUCAGUCUUCAGCCUUCUGGCCAUUGCCAUUGAGAGGUAUAUUACAAUGCUGAAGAUGAAACUCCACAAUGGCAGCAAUAGUUUCCGUUGUUUCCUGCUGAUCAGUGCCUGUUGGGUGGUCUCUGUGAUAUUAGGGGGUCUCCCUAUUAUGGGGUGGAACUGCAUUGGCAUUCUAAAGAAAUGUUCCACUGUGCUGCCUCUCUACCAUAAGCAUUACAUCCUCUUCUGCACCACCGUGUUCACUGUCCUCUUGUUAUCCAUCGUGGUUCUUUAUUGCAGAAUCUACAUCUUGGUAAGGACAAGGAGCCGUAGGCUGACCUUUCGGAAGAAUGCUGCCAAAGCCACCCGGAGCUCAGAGAAAUCUCUGGCCUUGCUGAAGACAGUGAUCAUUGUUUUAAGUGUGUUCAUUGUCUGCUGGGCUCCUUUGUUCAUCCUCCUCCUGCUGGAUGUGAAAUGCGAGGUCAAAACCUGCCCAAUCCUCCUCAAAACUGAAUAUUUCAUCGUCCUAGCUGUUCUCAACUCAGCUACAAACCCCAUCAUCUAUACGCUAACCAAUAAGGAGAUGCGGAGGGCCUUUGUUAAGAUUAUGUGGUGCUGUAAGUGUCCUGCCAAAGACUCAGGGACCAAAUUCAAGAGACCAAUCAUUGGAGGGAUAGAGUUUAGCCGAAGCCGAUCUGACAAUUCCUCUCAUCCACAGAAAGAUGAGGGUGACUCUCCAGAGACAAUUGUGUCUUCGGGUAACGUCACCUCAUCAUCUUAGGACUUUGUGCGAAGAAGAAAUACGGCCCCUCGAAGGCCGACACAAGGGGAAUGGCUCUGCUCACUUGUCUCCAGCCAGAAGGAGAAGAGCUAUGGGAGAAGAGAUUGGUUUGAAGGGAGAAAAUGAGGCACUUCCUAAGGUUGAUGGUAUAAGAUAGAAGGAGGAACCCUUCCUGGAAGUUCAUGUGUUGGCUUUAUGCUGAGGCAGCUUACGAUGGUUAGGAACGUUCAUGCCCUAAAUCAUUCUGAAGGACUAAAUCUUUGGUAAAACAACAUAUAUUUAAUGGAAGUGUGAGUGAGGGGAGAGAGAAGUUAUCUUCAAAUGUUUUUUUUUCCUUCCUAAGACAAAUGUGAACCCCUGAAACAAAGAUCUCACUGUUCUUGAACAAUGGGCCUUCUGAACUUACUUCAAAGCAAGGGAAGCAAAAGUGGUGAUGUAUUCUGGGUAAACAAAGAAAGAACUUGAGGAUUGUGCCUCAAGAUUGGCCAGGUGCAGACCUUCAAUUAAAAGUAGAUGGCAAUUGGAUGUUGAAGGCUGUAGUUGGUUUGUCUGAGAAACACAGCCCCAUAUGUCUUCUUCCAGCUGAACUGCCUGAGAUUUAGUGGGGCUUUACUUGAGUUAGGUUGGGAUGCUUCGAAUAGUAGCACCAUUUGGACCUUGCAACUGAAUUGAUUUGGCAAAUUGAAUUUAUUAUUAAUAAUUUUUGUGGCACCUCUCUACACAAAAUGUUGUAAAAUUGCCAUCAUUUUGCCCACUUUCACAAUGUUGCAGUUGUGGUUUAGGCGAUGAGACUGUUCUAAGCCUUAGGAAGGUUGAACAAAGUUGAGUCUCCGUAGGUUGUAGACUUCAUCACUGAUGGAUCACGACUAGAGUGGAGAGCACUGCACCCAAAGUUUGGGGAUGAGGUGCCCCCACCUCCUAAGUCCAUAAGCCACCACAGGCUUAAGUUAGUAGACUAUGGUCCUCUGUAUUACACUCCAGAACAUUUUAUAUCUCAGAACAUUCAUAGUUUUAAAAGAUGUAAAUAGUUUAUCAAUCAAUGUUCACCGAAGGUAUUCUUUGUGUUAACUGAAUGUAAUUUGUUUCUGCAUCAAUUUCUUGUCUAAGUGUGUGUAUAUUAUAUAAAUAUACACACGUGUGUGCAUCUAUUUUCUAACCUGAGAUGAUCAGGUUGAUUAUGUACUGUGUAGAGAGGUGAUAACAACAAGCAUAGAAUCUUUACUGUACCUAAAUGGCUUUAGUCUUACCAGACCUGUGGCUUCACCUGUAAUCCAAAUCUACAGGGUACUAUCCAAUUUAAAUUAGUACCUAGGCUUGCCUCUUGUCUCCAAGGGUGAUGACAUGCAAAGAAACAACAAAAGUUUUUGCAGUUGAGCAAGAGAGUAAGAGUAUCAUGAAAAGGGCAAGAGGGGGUGGAAUUGAAGAAUCUGUCUCUUAAAAGCACCUCUCCUUCUUUCUAUGGGAGGGAUCACAGCUCAGCAGAAGAGCAAAUCUUUAUAUUCAGAAGAUUCCAGAGCAAAACAGUCUGAAGGAAAUGGCAGUGGUUUGCCAUUCUGGCGGGAGGGUUCUGGAGUUUAUACUUUUCUAGCCUUUGAUAUCUCCUGGUGUGAUCCACUCAUGGACUGAACCCCCUCCUCACUUGAAGACUAGUGACCUAGAGCAUUACAGUACUGUGGAAAGAAUUUGAUGAAGUCAAGUGAUUAAUGUACAAAAAUUGGUUGAAUUUUUUAUGUGACUGACAUUUUAGUAUUAUUUCCAGUGCAAUUUCUUUUAUAUAUAUAUAUAAAAUAGUAUUUAAAAUGUU